Meleagris gallopavo (turkey) is the source of this 1013-nucleotide messenger RNA. The record is from RefSeq and is a predicted model, not a curated record. Lineage: Eukaryota; Metazoa; Chordata; Aves; Galliformes; Phasianidae.
GAAGGGGAGGGGGCGCCUACAAGCCCCGCCCACAUCCCCGCCCACUUCCGGCGCGGCGGGCGGGCUGCUGAGGGAGGAGGAGGAGCCGCGCCGCCGCCCCUGCCCCGGGCCAGCCCCGGGAUGGUGUUGGCCGCGGGAGCCGGGCCUUGACGCCGUGCUCAGACUGAAGACAGCAGUAAUGCUCACUCUGGCAAGCAAGUUGAAGCGGGAUGAUGGUGUCAAAGGACCCCGUGCAUCCAAUCCAGCUUCUGAUUCCACUCGGAGGGUGUCUGUACGAGAUAAAUUGCUUGUUAAAGAGGUUGCAGAACUUGAAGCUAAUUUACCUUGUACAUGUAAAGUGAAUUUUCCUGACCCAAACAAGCUUCAUUACUUUCAGCUAACUGUAAUCCCAGAUGAGGGCUAUUACCAAGGUGGAAAAUUUCAGUUUGAAAUUGAAGUUCCUGAUGCCUACAAUAUGGUGCCUCCGAAAGUAAAAUGCUUGACGAGAAUCUGGCAUCCAAACAUCACAGAAACAGGAGAAAUCUGCUUAAGUUUAUUGAGAGAACAUUCAAUUGAUGGCACUGGCUGGGCUCCAACUAGAACAUUAAAGGAUGUUGUCUGGGGAUUAAACUCUUUAUUUACUGAUCUUUUGAAUUUUGACGAUCCUUUGAAUAUUGAGGCUGCAGAACAUCAUUUGCGUGACAAGCUGAGCUGUCUUAGUAGGAACAACAGAACCAUCCCAGUCCAAACCCAUCUUUGCAAAAGAGCGCACCCUGAGGACUUCAGGAAUAAAGUUGAAGAUUACAUUAAGCGCUAUGCGAGAUGAUGAAGGGCAAUGGCCAGCAGGACCACGGCUUCCAUGCUGCAGAGCUGUCUUUAACUUCAAUAACACCAACCAGAAGAAAACCAGCCCGGACUGUACCAGUCCAGUGUCCAUGUUGUACCGAAGAAGAAACCUAACUUCAUAACUUGUCCAUGUUAAAAGGAGAGUUCAGCAUAAAUACAGCAAGAAAUAGUGUUUGUUGGUUGAAAAA